UACGGGGCGCGGGCGGCGGAAGUGACGUCUAGCCGGUUGCCCGGCCCCGCCCGGAAGUGCGCGACGGACCCGGAGGCCGAGGCCCGCAGCUCCAGCCAUGUAGCCACCGUUACCGGCGCGAGGGGGGCGGUGAGUCGGCGCUGCCAUGGAGCCGCUAGACAACAGGGAUCCUCUUUUUCCUCCACCUAAUGAGACUGCAGACCUUCCACUGCCAAAUUUAACACCAAGGCAUCAAGAACUUAUUCCUACUCCCUGUGGCCCUAUAAAACCUUGGUCAGAAUUAUCCUCUCCUGUCAAGAUCUACUUCUGUGUAACUAUCGUCUCUCUGUUGAGCGUAAUAGGACUAACCACAGAGACCCUCUUUCGACAGACUCAUGAAGAUUUCACCAUUUCUCUUAUACAGUUAAUUGGAAUUGUGUUCUGCGUGUACUAUGUAACCAGAGGGAUCCUGCAGGAGAAUCGCCAAGAGCUCAUUGUCUUCAUUCUCUCCAUCUUGCUGGUGAUGUUUCGAUCCAUUGUCAACUUCACAGUUGUCUCUGCUCAACAAAAACCAAAUGUCCUGGCCCGCUUUAUUCUGAUCCUCUUGGUUGGAUCCUUUGACGUGAUCUGCGCCAUCAUCCUCAUUCAGAGUCAAAGCAUGAUGGCCUUCCGAGUGGGUGGGGCUCUGGAAAGCCUCCAGUCACAGUAUUUUAUGCUAAACCUCUGUUUUUCCAUGUUGACCUUUGAUCUUCAGGCACAGCUCUGCCUUUGUGCUCUGCUGCUAACGAGUCUGCAUGAAAUCACCCUCUUGCAUAGCAUCAUCCUAGCAAUUGGAGUCUUCUGGGCUUGCCUGAAAGUGACAGUUGGCAUCAUCGCAAUUUUGAAAGAGUUAAAACCUCUGGUCUGGAUUUUUCUGAGUCAGAACAUACCAGAAGUGGCUAAUCUCAUCUACCUGCUCUACAUGGUGAUAAGUGACUGGGGCAAGGAAAUUUCCUACGCCCUUGAAGCUGCCGUCAUCAUUGGCUCCUGCAUCUCCGUGGCAAUAAAAUCUGUUCUGUUCUGGGCACUGCUCCAUGUCUAUCGCAGCUUUGGGCAGGGGCUGAGAGAGAGAAUGUUUUCUUCCUAUGGAAGGAUUGACUCCUGAGGGGCAGCAACCCUGUUCGGUUCCUGCAAUGACCACCACUUUGUGACCAAAGGCCAAUAAGAUGAGCAUGUGAGUGGAGGUUUUACUCAUUUACCACCAUAGUGGAGACUAAUUGCACAGAGUGUAAAAGCAGAGCAGCAGACUGCCGUUUUCUGGCUCUCAGAUAGACCACAGAGACUCAGGUUUUCUGACUGAGCAGUAAGGCAUAAGUGUGGAUUGGCCUGCCAUAGUUUCCCAGUGUGGUGUGCAGCACUGUCCCCAGUAGCACCACUGUGCAUAUCCUCCAUUGCACUACUGCAGAUAGUAAAUUAUUUAAAAAAAAAAACAAAAACAAAAACAAAGAUGUUUAUAUAAUUGUUACACAUCCCCUGGCUUCCGAUAUAGCUGUGCAAUUGCUUGUACCGUAACAGCAUGGGUAGGCCUCUUGCUCCUCAACUGUCUUCUUAAAUUGGAAUAUUUAUUUUUUUAAAUCCAACUAAAAAUUAGUUUGCAAAACAAAAACUCAGAUUAACUAAAUCAGACUGUGUGAGUGUAAUAAAUGUGCCCUUUCAUAACUGAGAUUGAUGGUUACAUUAAGCCUUUAAUACUAUAAAAAUUUGAUAUUUUAUUAAUUGGAAGCUUUUGUUACUGGCUUUGUAUUUUUCAAUAAAGCGUAAACACAG
Molecule: messenger RNA, 1785 nt
Organism: Dermochelys coriacea (leatherback sea turtle)
Lineage: Eukaryota; Metazoa; Chordata; Testudines; Dermochelyidae
Exons: 9
Coding region: 146-1123 (325 amino acids)
Source: RefSeq, a predicted model, not a curated record